Messenger RNA from Rubroshorea leprosula, 1999 nucleotides. Lineage: Eukaryota; Viridiplantae; Streptophyta; Magnoliopsida; Malvales; Dipterocarpaceae. The record is from the annotation of a GenBank genome assembly.
AACUAAUCAAUUAUAUUCCAUCCCUUCUCCAACAAGUGUAUGACUUCAAUUAUAGAGAUGGAAAAUCUCCAGUUGCUGAAUAUAUAUCUGCUGCAUCAACUCGGUAUUCGUUGAGAUCAUAGAAGGAUAUUGCAUAGGAAUCUUCAUCUUUGCAAUGGGAUUUUCGGAUUUGUUCAUCGUGGCACUGAUGCCAGUUCUAGAAGUACUUCUGGUCACUGCUUUGGGCUUGUUCCUUGCCUUAGAUCGUGUUGAUCUCUUAGGACCAGAGUCAAGGCACCGCUUGAAUAAUAUUGUGUUUUACGUGUUUGGCCCUGCAAUUGUGUUUAGCAAUCUGGCAGAAACUAUCACAUUCCAGAAAUUGGUUAGCUUGUCAGUCACUUUCCUAUGCUGAUAUCAGUAAUUGCUUUAAACUGCUGAAGAUGUCUUGCUAACUCUUGUCUUGUGGGUGGUGUUUCUUCCUUGAGGUGGUUCAUGCCUGUCAAUAUUCUUCUCACAUUCAUAAUUGGCUCAGCACUUGCUUGGCUUCUUAUCAAAAUCACCAAAACUCCGCUGCAUCUUCAAGGCCUUGUCAUUGGUUGCUGCUCUGCUGGGAAUUUGGGAAACUUGCUGCUUAUUAUUAUUCCAGCAGUCUGUAAGGAGUCAAAUAGUCCAUUUGGAGAUUCAUCUUAUUGCUCUGUUGAUGGAGAGGCAUAUGCUUCACUAUCUAUGGCUGUAAGAUCUAUGCAUGUUUGACGAUAUACGUCUGACACAAUCCUUGCUUCUCAACUAUGAACCUUCUUUAGUAUUACUUUUCCUCAAGGGAUAAAAUCUUAUGUUCAUUUCAUUUGUUGCAUUCUGAUGUUACAGGUAGGAGUAAUUUAUAUAUGGUCAUAUGUGUACAACAUCAUGCGAGUUUUUGCAGUUAAAAUAACUGAUAAGCAUGUGGAUGAUUCCACAGUCAGCAUAAACAUAUCUGUAGAGGACACAGAAACAUCUUCAAAGAGUUGCAAAGAACCUCUGCUACCUUCUGGAGACAAUUGUCAUCCUGACCAUUUUGAAAAGCCAGGAACCAGCUCUGGGGUCAAAACAAAGAAAAUCCCAAUAUGGACCAUUCAGCGCAUCAAGAAGAUUGCCACGGAUCUGAAUCUGAAGAUGAUAUUUGCUCCAGCAACAAUUGCAUCAAUUGUCGGGUUUGUAAUUGGUACUGUCUCUCCAAUCAGAAAGCUAAUGAUAGGUGACGGUGCUCCUCUUCGCUGCUUAGGAAGUUCUGUGUCCUUGCUGGGGGAGGCAUUGAUUCCAUGUAUGACACUCAUAGUGGGUGCAAACCUUCUUCAAGGUCUAAAGAGAUCAGGGGUAGGAUUUGUACUCAUAAUAGGAAUCAUAGUGGUACGUUACAUACUCUUGCCUCUGCUAGGCAUUGGUGUUGUUAAAGCUGCAUCCCAUUUUGGUCUGAUUGGAUCAGAUUCAUUGUAUAAGUUCGUUCUUAUGCUUCAGUAUGCUCUUCCACCUGCAAUGGCAGUAGGCACAAUUUCGCAACUCUUCAAUGCCGGCCAGAGUGAAUGUUCUGUCCUCAUGCUAUGGACUUAUGCUGUGGCCUCAUUCUUCCUCACAUUUUGGUCCACUAUUUACAUGUGGCUCCUGACUUGAUUCUUUCUUCCAAUCUUUGAAGGCCAAGGAGUUAUACAGAACUUUAUAGAUGGGGUUGAAGUAUUCUUAUUUAUUUUUCAUUUACCAUGGGAGCUACCUGCUAAAAAUUUUAAAGCAGAAGCAUGCACAUGAAUUUUUAGAAUAAUUCUAAGGUUCUGUAUAUUUUCUUGCCCCACAAACAAAUGUAUGAUGGUUGCUCUUGAAGUUAAGUAGAGGGUGUCAUGCUGUUGGAAUUGGAUCAUGUGACAACAUAGUGCAAAUGGUGUAGAUUUGCCCGAUACUAGUAGUUGGGGUGGUUUGUAAGUAUUUGUGAGAUUAAUCGAGCUAAAUAUUGAAAUACCCACAUCCUUAAAAAUAAAGUAAAACUAUAUGA